Messenger RNA from Archocentrus centrarchus (flier cichlid), 2128 nucleotides. RefSeq names its product malonyl-CoA decarboxylase (gene mlycd). Gene Ontology annotation, biological process: acetyl-CoA biosynthetic process; malonyl-CoA catabolic process; fatty acid biosynthetic process. Bases 51 to 1565 code for a protein of 504 amino acids. The transcript is spliced from 5 exons. The record is from RefSeq and is a predicted model, not a curated record. Gene Ontology annotation, cellular component: peroxisomal matrix; mitochondrial matrix. NCBI's taxonomy places the organism in Eukaryota, Metazoa, Chordata, Actinopteri, Cichliformes, Cichlidae. Gene Ontology annotation, molecular function: malonyl-CoA decarboxylase activity.
UGUGUCUUCACAGGUUGCGGGUUCCAGACAGCUUAACCUCCCCCUUGGUAAUGACAUCCCAUCCCGUGAUUUUGGCUUUCCGGAGCAGCGUAAGGUGCUGGCGACACCGGGCUCUCCUCAGAGUGGCUUUGGAGGCCUCGGACAUCCGCUGCAGGCGCCUGUACUCUACACAUAUUCGCGGCGGGGUCUCGGGUAUGGAGGAGAUACUAGCGAGGGUCGUUGCACCUUUACCUUCCUACGAAACGAGAGACAAAUCCCCCCCUCCACCCGAAAUUAACAGCUUGGAGUUCAUGUACUUCUACAAAAGUCUUGAUAAGGAAGACAAACUUAAUUUCCUUACGAAGCUAUCGCAAGACUUCGGGGUGGACCACAAAAGUGUUUCGGAGCUCGCACUGAAGCUGCUGGACACUCAAAUACGGGACUUGGCGACCAUUUUGCUAGUUGAAGACAGACUCCGGUACAGCUUGACUCCCCGUUAUAAACAGCUGUUCAGUCAUAUAAGCAGAGUCGAAGCGGGAGUGAAGUUUCUGGUGGAUCUCCGAGCGGAUGUGCUCGAAAUAAUAUCAUCCAAAGCUAGCGAGAGCCCGCACAUCAGGGACCUGAAUGGUACGCUGAAGAGCUUGCUGUCUGAGUGGUUCUCUGUAGGCCUGCUGCGACUUGAGAGAAUCACCUGGCAGUCCCCCUGCGAGAUCCUGCAGAAGAUCAGCCAGUACGAGGCAGUGCACCCUGUAAGGAACUGGACUGACCUGAAGCGUAGAGUGGGACCAUACCGACGCUGUUAUGCCUUCACCCAUGCUGCCAUGCCAGGGGAGCCCCUGGUUGUACUUCACGUGGCCCUCACUGAAGACAUCUCUGAUAACAUACAGAGUAUUGUUCGUGAGUUUGCCACCCUGGACUCAGAGGAAGACGUGAAUAAGAUAAAUUCAGCCAUCUUCUACUCAAUCUCUUCAACACAAGCUGGCCUGCAAGGGGUGGAACUGGGCAACGUCCUCAUCAAGAGGGUGGUGCGAGAAUUGCAGAGUGAGUUUCCUCACUUGGCCCAGUUCUCCAGCCUGUCACCCAUUCCAGGCUUCUCUGCUUGGCUACAAGGUCUGCUCAGCCAGUACAGGAAGGAGGGCCGGGUCUUUGAUCUCCUCUCUGAGGAGGAGUGGAAGGAGAUAGAACAUGCCACUGAUUCAACCCCCGGGACCCCAACCGUUGACUCCCUUCGCAAGCUCAUCAGCACUAAUGAGUGGAUGCGUUCAGAGAGACUGUCCGGUGUCCUGGAACCUGUUCUGAUGCGACUCUGCGCCUGGUACCUGUACGGGGAGAAGCGGCGAGGCUAUGCUCUCAACCCAGUGGCUAACUUCCACCUGCAGAAUGGCGCUACGAUGUGGCGGCUCAACUGGCGUGCCGACACCAGCCCCAGGGGUGUGGCAAACUCCUGUGGCAUCAUGGUGAACUAUCGUUACUUCCUGAACGAGACCUCAAAAAACAGUGCUAUUUACCUUCAGAAUAAGGUCAUCACAGCGUCCGAGCAGGUGCUCGGGUUUGUGUCCCAAUUUCAGAAGGCCAGCAAACUGUGAUUAAGAGAUCGGGAUACACUCACUUAUUCUUUUGCUCAGCUGGUUAGAUUGCACCUGCCAUUAAUUAUAUAUUUGAGAGCUAUUACUUUAAAAUUUGUCCUUGAUGUUUGGCAUGCUUUACUAAAUAUCCAAAAAUCAGCAGCUUCAGAAGCACCACCGAGUGGAUGUUAGUUGAUAUUAUGUUUUGAAUUGAAAUUAGAACAUUUCUCACAUGACGUAACUCUCCCCAUCUGCUGUUUGCCUCAUUAGAUUUCUGGCCAAAGCUGUUUGAUACUGUGUAAGUGAUUCCCAGGACAGACUGCAGCUAAUGAAGCACGAGGCAUCUAUCAAUGCCAUAGCAUGUUCUUGGAUAACACUCUGUGUAAAGUACGAGCAAUGAGGGAGUGCAGCUACUAGAAUAAAUGAUGUUUGGAUUCUUUCAUUUGGAUGAACCGUCUCGUUGCAACUAUGUCAAAAGAAUGGGGGAGAAAUGGAUUUGGUCUUUUAUUCUUUCUGCAGUUGGGUUUAUCUACACCUGCUGCUUAUUCUCACUAAAGCUCUAAAGAUGUGAAAUCACAGACUGG